Leptopilina heterotoma is the source of this 883-nucleotide messenger RNA. It is a transcript of the gene AP-2sigma, whose product is annotated as AP-2 complex subunit sigma. The transcript has 4 exons. The coding region runs from base 136 to 564 and encodes 142 amino acids. NCBI's taxonomy places the organism in Eukaryota, Metazoa, Arthropoda, Insecta, Hymenoptera, Figitidae. Gene Ontology annotation, biological process: clathrin-dependent endocytosis; intracellular protein transport. The record is from RefSeq and is a predicted model, not a curated record. Gene Ontology annotation, cellular component: membrane coat; AP-2 adaptor complex; intracellular membrane-bounded organelle. Gene Ontology annotation, molecular function: clathrin-cargo adaptor activity.
AUUGACAAACUGCAUACUUCACUUUAUGGUGGGUGGGUGGAUUUUUGACAUUUCGUUUCUGCUCGAUAUUUUUCCAAAAUAAAAAUAAUAGUAAUAAUUUAUAGAGAGUUUAUCAGUUCAAGCACAUAGUAAAUAAUGAUUCGUUUCAUCCUUAUUCAAAAUAGGGCUGGAAAGACCAGAUUAGCAAAAUGGUAUAUGAAUUUCGACGAUGAUGAAAAGCAAAAAUUAAUAGAAGAAGUUCAUGCAGUUGUAACUGUCAGAGAUGCAAAACAUACCAAUUUCGUUGAGUUCCGUAAUUUUAAAAUCGUAUACAGACGAUAUGCUGGCUUAUACUUUUGUAUAUGCGUUGAUGUUAACGACAAUAAUUUGUGUUACCUAGAGGCAAUUCACAAUUUUGUUGAAGUCCUGAACGAGUAUUUCCACAACGUUUGUGAAUUGGACUUAGUUUUUAACUUUUACAAGGUUUAUACCGUAGUGGAUGAAAUGUUCUUAGCUGGAGAAAUUAGGGAAACCAGUCAAACCAAAGUUCUUAAACAAUUAUUAAUGUUGAAUUCUUUAGAAUAAUAUGCAAACUAUUGUGGAAAGAGAAAUUAUUCUAAUUAUUUCAACUCUAUUUGAUUUUCUCGUAAUGUUAGAAAAAGUAUCGAAUGUAAAAAAAAAGAAUUAUUUAUGUACCUGCGAGAGGGAUAUAUUGGAGCAUAAAGCUAAUAAUUGUGGAAUAUUUUCUGCCUGUUAAAGAUAGAAAUACGUUGUAGUACAUAAAAGUACUAUUGAAUUUAAUUACAAUGGCAAAAUAGGGAGAUUUUUUCUUUUUAGCAGGAUUAAUUUAAAAACAAAAAUUGGACUCAUUACAAAAAAGAAUUAAAAUUAUAAUACUCAUUUA